Messenger RNA from Tarenaya hassleriana, 3844 nucleotides. RefSeq lists its product as uncharacterized. Bases 333 to 2729 code for a protein of 798 amino acids. NCBI's taxonomy places the organism in Eukaryota, Viridiplantae, Streptophyta, Magnoliopsida, Brassicales, Cleomaceae. The record is from RefSeq and is a predicted model, not a curated record. The transcript is spliced from 2 exons.
CUCUCUCUCUCCUCGCUCUCUCUGCUGUCUCUUUCUUCCUUUGAAAUCUCUCAGACAGAUUAAACACAAACCGAUCAGCAAGAAGGGGAAAUUUUCCCUGGGGAAAGAAAGGAGAGUGAGAGAGUGUUGUGAUCUCCAUGCGGGGUCGCCGGAGUGACGAGAAUCUCCGGACGCCGGCGGAUUUCCCCGGCUGAGUAUGAAUCUCUUUUUAGGAGGAGCAAUCACAAGAACAGCCUGUGCUUAAACCCUUGUAAAAAGCGCAGAAAAAGUUCGGAUUUUUCUCAUUGCGAGAAGAAAAAGUUUGGAAUUUUGGAUCAUUUGGCUCUCCUGCAAUGGCGAGUACGAACACUGCAGCGGCGACUCCACCGCCGUCGCAGCAGCAGCAACCGGCUCCUCCGGCGGCGUCUGCGGGGUUGUCGGCGGAUGAGUUGACGGCGAAAGCGCUGCAGAAGAGGUACGAAGGUCUGAUGACGGUGAGGACAAAGGCAGUGAAGGGAAAAGGCGCGUGGUAUUGGACGCACCUCGAGCCAAUCCUCGUCCACAACACCGACACCGGACUGCCGAAGGCGGUGAAGCUCCGGUGCUCCUUAUGCGACGCCGUUUUCUCCGCCUCGAAUCCUUCUCGCACCGCCUCCGAGCACCUCAAGCGAGGCACCUGUCCCAACUUCAACAACUCCUUAGUCAAACCCAUCUCCUCCAUCUCCCCUUCUUCCUCCUCAGCCGCCGCUCUCGCUCCUCCGCCGCAUCAUUACCACCACCACCACCACCACGGAGGAGGAGGGCGGAACCGGAAACGCAGCUCCUCAGCCGUCACCACCGCCUUGGCCUCGCCGAUGCCUCCUUCAAGUGGGGGGUCUUACCACGUGACGCCGAUCACCGUCGUCGACCCGUCGCGUUACUGCGGCGGAGAGUUUCAGUACUCGGCGUCUCCGGUGGGUUUGCUGACGCAGCAGCCGCAUUUGAUGCUCUCCGGCGGGAAAGACGAUUUGGGUCCUUUAGCGAUGUUGGAAGACAGCGUGAAGAAGCUCAAGAGUCCUAAGACGUCACACACUCCGUCUCUCAGCAAGUCGCAGAUAGAAUCAGCCUUAGAUUCUUUAGCUGAUUGGGUCUUCGAAUCUUGCAGCUCGGUUUCUCUGUCGGCUCUCGAGCAUCCCAAGUUCAGAUCUUUUCUGACUCAAGUCGGUUUACCAGUCAUCUCCAGGAGAGAUUUCGCCACAAGCAGAUUGGACGUCAAGUACGAGGAAUCUAAGGCUGAAGCAGAAACCAGGAUCCGAGACGCCAUGUUCUUCCAAAUCUCCUCCGGCGGAUGGAAGUUCGUCAACUUCGGCGAGAAUCUGGUGAAUUUGAUCGUGAGUUUGCCCAAUGGGACGAGUUUGUACAGAAGAGCAGUGUUCGUGAAUGGCUCUGUGCCGUCCAACUACGCCGAGGAGCUCUUGUGGGAGACGGUGAAGGGCACUUGUGGAAAUUCACCGCACAGGUGUGUCGGGAUAGUUUCGGACAGGUUUAAGGCUAAAGCACUCAAAAAUCUUGAGAAUCAACAUCAAUGGAUGGUGAAUCUCUCUUGUCAGUUCCAAGGGUUUAACAGUUUGAUCAAAGAUUUCAGCAAGGAGCUUCCUUUGUUCAAAUCGGUCUCACAAAACUGCCUCAGACUCGUCGGCUUCAUCAACAACACGGCUCAAAUCCGAAACACCCUUUGUAAGUAUCAGUUGCAAGAACAUGGUGAAUCUAGAAUGCUUCCGGUCCCUUUGCAUUGUUAUUAUUACGACGAACGGAACAGCUCUAGUUUGGUCGAGCCAUUGCAUAGUCUUCUGGAGGAUGUGUUGAGUUCAGCUAGGGCAAUUCAGUUGGUAAUGCAUGAUGAUACUUGUAAGUUUGUGUCAAUGGAGGAUCCUAUGACUAGGGAGCUCAGGGACAUGGUCGGAGACGUAGGGUUUUGGAAUGAGGUCGAGGCUGUUCACUCGCUUGUGAAACUUGUCAAAGAAAUGGCUCGGAGAAUAGAGGAGGAAAGGCCACUGGUAGGGCAAUGCCUCCCGCUUUGGGAUGAACUAAGAUCAAAGAUAAAGGAUUGGUGUUCAAAGUUCAAUGUAGCAGAAGGGCAUGUCGAGAAACUGGUGGAGAGAAGAUUCAAGAAGAAUUACCACCCGGCUUGGGCUGCGGCAUUCAUACUCGACCCUCUUUACUUGAUAAGGGACAGCAGUGGGAAAUAUCUUCCUCCAUUCAAAUGCUUGACACCCGAACAAGAGAAAGAUGUGGAUAAGUUGAUAACGAGGCUUGUGUCCAGAGAGGAAGCACAUGUAGCUCUAAUGGAAUUAAUGAAAUGGAGAACCGAAGGGCUUGAUCCCGUUUAUGCAAGGGCGGUCCAAAUGAAGGAGCAAGACCCGGUUACAGGAAAGAUGAGAAUAGCAAACCAACAAAGCAGUAGACUUGUAUGGGAAACACAUCUAAGUGAGUUCAGGUCAUUGGGAAAAGUUGCAGUCAGGCUCCUUUUCCUCCAUGCCACUUCCUGUGGGUUCAAAUGUAACUCCUCUCUCCUGAGAUGGGUUAAUUCUCACGGGCGGUCACCGGCAGCCAUUGAUAGAGCUCAAAAGCUGGUUUUUGUAUCAGCAAAUGCGAGAUUCAAGAGGAGGGAUUUCUCAAACGAGGAGGAGAGGGAUGCAGAGCUAUUCGCCAUGGCGAAUGGCGAGGAUGAUGUGCUAAAUGAGGUUCUUGUCGAUACAUCCUCAGUGUGACAUUUUUUGUUUUUUGGAUUAGUUUCUCUCCGGCUUAACCUUAGUGUUUUCACUUAGAACUUGCAUUUUGUAGGAUUGUUUGGAUUCUUUUUCUUUCUUUCUUUCUUUCUUACUACCUAUUAUCAUAUUAUUCAAUUUGUACUUGCCUCCUUUAGGAGGUGAGGAAGCGAGGGCAUAUCUUUCAAUAUGUGAUUGAGUAUUUGUAUUUCUUCGCCAAUAUCGAUCACAGUUUGAGGCGAUUUCGCCUGUCUUUCUCGCCGGUUUGGAUUCGUGGAAAAGAUAGAAGAAAGAUUCAAUCUUUCUUGUUUGUAGAGAGGCUCGGAAUUAUCCCUUGGACUGGCCAUUUGUUACAGAAACUGCAGAGAGAUUGUAAAACUCUUCUUCUCUAUUUUUGCUUGUAUUCAAGAAUCAUUUGUUACAGAAACGGGUUUCUCUCCUGUCUUAAUCUUCGAGCUCCGAUCCGAGCCAGAGUUGGAACCUCCAAUGGCAUCAAAAGAUCAUCCUCUCUAAUGGCAUGUGGGAAAGAUGGAGAAACUUUUAUGAUCCAGACAGGGACCUUGAGUUGCGGAAGAAGAAGAAGCCGGUUUUGGUUUCACUUUCACUUCAACCAUGAUUAUGAUUAUCAAUCUAUCAUCAAUCAAUCCGGGUAUUUUUUUUUUCUUCGAUCUUGUUCCUUUUUUUUUCUCGAGAAAAUGUGGAUCCCCACCAUGAAAGGAGAAAAAAAGUGGGGGAGAGGUUCUUGCAUCAAAAUCAUGGCUGUCUUUUGUGUUUUCUUGGAUGGUUUUACUUGCUUCUCUAUUAAAAAAAAGAUGAAAAUCAACAGAUGAUGCUGACAUAAACAGAUCAGACAGCUUUGGUAUCUUCAGCUUCAAGCUCCAAACCCUAAACCCUAAAUCAUCGUUUGGAUUUUAUAUCGUUGGUCGAAUUUCUUUGUUCAAGUUGUGGUAGAGAAAGGUUUCAUUGGGACAAUUGGAGAAGAUCCUUGUUGAAGUCUUGUAAAGUUCUUAACUUUGUGUUUUGAGAAGUUAUAUCUUCUUGUUUUUGUUUUUGUUUUUUUUUUUUUGCACCCAUGAUUUGGUACUCUAGUGAAUGGUAAAAAAAGGUUAAAUCUUUCA